Paracoccidioides lutzii Pb01 is the source of this 207-nucleotide messenger RNA. RefSeq lists its product as hypothetical. The record is from RefSeq and is a predicted model, not a curated record. The transcript has a single exon. The coding region runs from base 1 to 207 and encodes 68 amino acids.
AUGGUUAUAGUUGCACCAACGUAUUUUACUCCACGGCUCCUCCAGCCACAGAAGAUAUUCUUCCACGAGGAGGAUCUGCGGCAUGGAAUCAAGAGUCUCCGAAAUAGCGUGAUGGAAAAAUCGAACUUGAGGUUGAAUCCCUUUAGAUCACCGGAUAAAAAACAUUAUGCCUUGUCACAGCAGAUACCACUGAGUAGCUACGAUUAA